AUGUUUAUUAAAAUCUUUCAUGUGUUUUUUAUUCAUUUAGCAACAACAACAAGUAGCACGACAUCAACAACAACUCCAACACCUCCUUGUACACCAACUUCUGUUGGCUCUGCAAGUACACUAUAUUCAACAUCAUCUGGCAGUGCAACUUCGUACACAUGUUUUGCAUAUGGAUGGACAUCACCUACUACAGGUUUAGUUACUCUUGCUUUUGAAUUACGUCAUGAUCCGGACUACUGGUUUCUUGAUGAUGUGUCAGUAUAUGCUGGAGCUGUUCAAAUGUUGAGUAAUACAGGUUUUGAAACUGGUUCUCUUUCACCUUGGGCACGAACAACACCGUAUGGGUCUUGCUCGGGAAUAGCAGGCCAUGUAUGUAAUGGUAGUUAUUCUCCUCACAGUGGAAGUAAUCAUUUAUGUGAUGGAAGCAAUGGAUGUGCUGAUCAAAUUAGUCAACAAUUUAUGGCUACAGCUGGAGAAGUCUAUGUUAAAUUAUCUAUUAAACAAAAGAUAGACGAAGUGAGAAGUGAAUCAAUUCCAUUUGAUCAAUAUGAAUCAAAAACAUACUCUCCAACUGUCAUUCAUUCAUCUAUGCUCGAAAAGCAAGAAAUUUCAUCAACAAAUGAAACAAAUAUUAAUCAUCCAAGAGUAGUUUCAUCAAUUAUAGAUCAAAAUCAUCCCGUUUCAGUAACAUCAUCAUUCAAUAAAUCCUUCACUUUUUUCGAGAAUGCUGAUACCUCAAGUGUUUUAUCAGGAAUAAAAUCAAUUGAAGAUUAUCGAGAACAAAAACCAAAUCGGAGAAGUCGUCGAUAUACAAACGCAGUUAUUGAAAGAGAAAUAAAGAAACCAUCAAAAAAUAUUGAAAAUAACCAAACUGAUAAAAAAAAUCGACGUCGUCGUCGUCUUUGUAAACUUUGUCCAGCAUACUCGAACUGUUGUUGUGUUUCAACAAUUAUUGGAAUUUUAUUAGCUCUUUUUGGUAUAACUGCUCUUCUAGUUUUUAUUUUCACAAGUAAACAUGUAACAACAACAACAACGUCAACUACAAGCACAACAACAACUCCAACACCUCCUUGUACACCAACUUCUGUUGGCUCUGCAAGUACACUAUAUUCAACAUCAUCUGGCAGUGCAACUUCGUACACAUGUUUUGCAUAUGAAUGGACAUCACCUACUACAGGUUUAGUUACUCUUGCUUUUGAAUUACGUCAUGAUCCACACUACUGGUUUCUUGAUGAUGUGUCAGUAUAUGCUGGAGCUGUUCAAAUGUUGACUAAUACAGGUUUUGAAACUGGUUCUCUGUCACCUUGGGUACGAACAACACCGUAUGGGUCUUGCUCUGGAUCAGCAGGCCAGAUAUGUAGUGGUAGUUAUUCUCCUCACAGUGGAAAUGAUCAUCUAUGUGAUGGAAGUAAUGGAUGUGCUGAUCGGAUUAGUCAACAAUUUAUGGCUACAGCUGGAGAAGUCUAUGUUGUGAGUUUUUGGUUAAAAUCAGGUUCAACAGGUUCUACCAUAUCUGCGAAAGUUACGCUCUCGUAA
Messenger RNA from Rotaria sp. Silwood1, 1536 nucleotides. The record is from the annotation of a GenBank genome assembly. NCBI's taxonomy places the organism in Eukaryota, Metazoa, Rotifera, Eurotatoria, Philodinida, Philodinidae.